GCUCAUCCUGAAAGGAGACGCCAGUUAAAUAUGUCUGAGCACUCGUGCCCGAUCGCAGACUUUGGCUGGCUUAUUCUCAGUCUCUCUGUGACUUGCCAGAACUAUGGCAUGACACUCUAAAACCAGUAUUUCUAAACUCAGUUAACAUGGAUCUGUCGCAACUUCUCUCUGUAAGAGGAGCGAUAUUUGCUGCUAUGUUUAUUCAAGGGUCCUGUCUUUUGUUUUCACAAAGAAACGUAAACAUCAUUAUACCAAUCUUCUAUCCGCCUGGUGUGUCAUUCUACAAGCUGUUUGGUAUACCUACGGACAACAUCAGCCCUUCUGGUGGACGUGCAGUAAACUAUCAAAUCACAAGUGUAUUUCUACAAGAAAAAGAUGGCUCUCAACACCAAAGGAAAGAUCUAUUCAAGUUCAACCCUUCUACAGGACACUUAGCACUUGCGAAGCCUUUGGAGCCCAAAGGACAGUAUAUUGGAACAAACUUUACCAUAAGACUCCAGGCAUCUAAAGGAAAUAUAUAUAGCAGCUCUUCCUAUGUGUUCAGCGGCAGCAUAACCAACGCUAAUGGUCUGUGUCGGCCUAGUUUUCAGUUUUGUUUUUCGACUUCCAUUGCUGAGUAUGACAUUCCAGAAUCUUUCGAUCCCGACAUUAUCUUCGACCAACUCCGCCCUCAAACAAUAACCCAUGUGUGUCCCUCUUACGAAGCGCAAUACACGGUGAACAAGGGAAACAGCGUUGUUGCCGUGGACUCGACCAAUGGAUCAUUGUCACUUUCGUCCUAUUUAGAUGCUGAUCAACAUGAAGCGAUUCAAGAGUUUGAGAUUCAGUGCACAGUCCGAAGUAAGAAUGGAGUGCGCCCAUCAGAACCUUUCAUUUUGAAGGGGAAAAUCAACGUCUUAGAUGUGAAUGACAAUGCCCCCUAUAAGCCCAAAAAUGUCCAUUCAGUGAUUGAUAUAGAUGUAAAUGACAUCGAGGAGGAGGGAUCAUAUAUUCCGUUCCAGUUUAACGUUUUCGAUAAGGAUUCUGCUGCCGUCAACAAUGUCAAUGCCCGGAUAGAAAACGACCCUUUAGGAUUCUUUAAAGUUAGAAUCACCGAGGUGUAUGACAGAGCUGUAAAAAAAGAAACGUUCUUAGUCAUAAGGGUGAAAACUGUUAAGUCGUUAGCUUUUCCUGGGCCAGAUUACAAUAUAUCUGUAAUAAUAGAAGAUCGAAGUGUUUGGAAGAAGAAAGACAACAAGGUAAUAUAUCAUGUUCAUAUUUUCAACAAAACUUCAGAAACAGCGGCUAUUUAUCCAGUGACGAUCUCUAGACUGGCGACCGUUUUCUCCAGGGUACUACAACCAGUACCAGUCAAAAUCACUGACCACUGGGCGUUUGAGCUAACUUCUGAAAAAGAUAUUUUCAAAGUGACACCAAAAUCAGGAAUUAUUUACGUAGCAGACACCGAACGCUUAAAAAUCGUGGAGGGUGGAGAAAUGCCAUUAAACCUAUCCUGGACUGUUAAAAAUAAGAAAGAAAAGAACACUGUGCAAGUUGUAGUUAAUAUUACAGAUGAUGAUCAUAACUUCUUCUCUGAAAAAUGCGACUCUUGUGCAAUAAAUGAUGGCAAGGACACGUGUCUCGCUUCUUGUGGAAUAGGAACCACUAGGAGUCACUGUUCAUGGCGAGAAAAUCAAUACAAAACCUCUCCAACAACCAAAUACGCUACUUGUAGUCCAGACUUAAUGACUUGUCCUGAUGGAGUUUGUGAUGAAUUAGAAAAACUCGACGAUCAUAUUUGUCCUCAAGACUGUUGUGAAAAAAUCGAAGGUGGUUCAGUUGCCUUCCCGAACAAUGACAGCAAACGUGGAAUUGAGAUGGCAGUUGGCACCUGCACUUGUAUUGCCAUCAAAAUCUGUAAAUGUGAAGAGCCGCCAAGCUACGAUAUUGUAACCAACAGAAGUAAUGUUUUAGAAGCAGAUGGUGGUCUGUUAAACAAAAGGAUAACUCCAAAACUAUUAACAGAGGACGUGGAUGAUGUCGCCACAGAUGCAGGAAAAGAAAAUAGUGAUUAUUUUGUUUCUGGUAUUAUCAACACCACAACAUGUGGGGAGGAAUGUGUCACCCUGAUCUUGUUAGCCCUCUGCAGCGCUGUGGUUGUGUGCGUUCUUUUCAUCCUCAUUUCAGGCAUAAAAAAAUACAGGAAUAAGGCCAAAAACAAAUAUGUUGAAAGCCGAAUGUCCCUCUCUGUGGUACCUUCUGACUAUGUAGAUGAUCGCUCUUCUUCUAUGCACGACCCACAUCAAGUCGCCAAUGAAACCUCUACUGGGUCCGAGAGCAAAUCUUUGGGCGACGCCCAGUGGGAGUUUCCACGGGAUAAAUUAAUUAUAGAAGAGACAUUAGGGGAGGGAGAGUUUGGACGAGUGAUGCGAGCCCAAGCCUGGAACAUUAACGGUCAGAACGGAUACAGCACAGUCGCAGUGAAGAUGUUGAAAGGUGAAGAAAGCCUAUCAGAACAGAGAGACCUUCUUUCAGAGUUUAACAUGUUAAAGGAAGUGUCACAUCCCAAUGUUAUUAAACUACUUGGAGCUUGUACCCAGAAAGGAGGUCCACUUUACAUCAUCGUGGAAUAUGCUGAAUUCGGCUCUCUUCGUUCUUAUCUUAGGAAGAAUCGGUCAUCAGGAUUUGAGUGCAAUGACGUCAAUAUGUUUCAAGUGGGAAAUCCCAUGUACUUCUCAGACAGUGGUGACAUCUGUCAUCGUAGCAGUGCUAAAUUAACAAAAAGGGACUUGGUAUCAUUUGCUUGGCAAAUCGCUAAGGGAAUGGCUUAUUUGAGCGAUAUGAAGUUAAUUCAUAGAGAUUUAGCGGCCAGAAAUUUGCUUUUAGCGGAAGGAAAUGUCAUCAAAAUUUCAGACUUUGGGCUUAGUCGUGACGUUUACGAAGGUGACACCUAUUUAAAGAAAACCAAGGGAAGAGUUCCUGUGAAAUGGAUGGCUUUGGAAUCUUUAGAAGACCACAUCUACACCUCAAAGAGUGAUGUGUGGUCGUUUGGAGUAGUUCUUUGGGAAAUUGUGACCUUAGGUGCCAGUCCUUACCCUGGUGUGCAGUUAGAACGGCUCUACCACCUUCUUAAGGCUGGGUACAGGAUGGAACAACCAGACACAUGUUCAGAUAAGCUGUACGAUAUUAUGUUAAUGUGUUGGAGAGAAAAUCCAUACAAUCGACCAUCUUUCAAGGACCUUGUUCAUAGACUCGAUAUGAUGUUGCAAGAAUCUGCGGAAUAUUUGGACCUUAGUCCUAUACAAACCGAGGGCAACAGCACCCCCUUUUGGACAGAUGAUGAGCACUUGUCUCUUGUGACACCACCUGGAAUAGAGAAACGAGGCGAAAAGACGGUGCAAUACAGUAAUGUGUACCAACCGAGUACUACCGACGAAACGAUAUGUCAAACAACCAGCCAAGAAUCUGACUGCAUACGGCUAAUCUCGAAAAAUCCCGAGGAAUCUCUUCGGAGCGACGUUAUCGGUGACGCAACAUUAUAGUCACGUAAUUUCCUCUUUGCAAAAAUAGUAUACUGGUACUGAUAGUGAUUGUAAAAUAUGUAAGGAAAUAGGGAGAGUGACAUCUGAUGUCGGUUUAGUGAAAUAAACAUUUAUUAAGCAUAAUUGACAAUGGGUUUAUUUAUAAAUAGGUUAUCUUUUCGAAUCCAAGGGGGAAGUUUAGUGGCCAAUCAUUAUUAAUAGUACUUUAUUUAAAGCAUAUAGAUAUUUCUGUGUCACUUAUCAGCUAAUAUCUUGCUGGACAACUUUUCUGAAUGUUACCUUACAUCUUAUAAUCAGUUUUGUAAAUAAUUGUAGUUUUUCUCUCAAUAUACUUAUUGUAAUAUUUAGGCUUGGCUGAAAAUUUUACCCAUCUGUUAGUUUCACAAAUUUUGUGUAAAUACCUGUCUUUAGUGGAAAAAGUAUUAGUAGAGCCUAUAUCCGAGGAACGUUCAUAAGAACCUAUAGUCAUGUUGUAACUAUAAAAUAUAUGUUCUCUGAGAAAUCAUGUAAUGGGGUGAGAAACAACCUAUAUAUCGUAUAUAUGGGGCUUUUAAUUAUGUUUUUUUCGCCAUAGUAUACCUUUACUUAUUUAGGAAUUGAAGAAUAUAUAACCGUAACGCUUCAUAUAAUAUCUUACACAGCUUGUUUGCUGAAUAUUACAGACGAAUAAAUUAGUAGCAUUAUUGUUCCAUGUUCUUCAAAUCCUAUACAAGCAUAGGUUUACUGGUGAGAAAAAACAAUUAAAAACACCAUACACAUAAUGUGUAACUCACCAAUAUAUGAAGCCUAGUCUUGAUUUUGUUUUUCGAUUUGCCAUUAUCCAGAGUUACUGAUGAAGUGUAGAAUUCUCUGAAAUGGGUGUAACUCGGUGACAGUUGGUGAAACUAAUGAUAGGUUGGGUUUCAUGUUUACUUUUAAUAACUUAGAUAUAUUGUAACAAAAGAUGCCAGAAGAUUAUUAAUAAGAAAACGUUCGUUUAAAUAGUUUUUAUAUAUAUACAUACACCGCUUGCUUUAACGUUGAAAUGUUGACUUUUUAAGCUUCAAAGUAAAUCAACUUGUAUUUUUUGUAUAUAUUGUAGCCGAAGAUGUACAUAGUUAUAAGUAAGAUACAAGAAUGUCAAAGAAGGUGAGAAAAUUAGAUAAACAAGAACAAAGUAAAGCUACUUUUGUAGCUCCUUUAUAUGUCACUGAAUUUGUUAGAGACAAUUAUUUUUAGUUUUUUGUUGUUCAAACUAUUUAACCAUGAAAGACAAUGGAAAAGUAUUUUUAAAAGUUCAGUUACAACUAACAAUUUACUACUCUUUUCCUUUGCUUAUAAUUCAAUGAAGAUUGUACCAACUACUAGUUUUACGUUUUCUACACUAGUCUCUGAACUUAUCUAGCAAGUGUGAAAUAUAUUAGAUUUCCAAGAGAAAGAUAUAUUUCAAUGAGAACAAACUGUUGCAUUAAACUUUUACUAUUUUCAUGUUUAUAACUGAAACUUUAUUAAAGAGAAUACUUUUUUCAUGUUUAUAACUGAAACUUUACAAAAGAGAAUACUUUUUUUUUACUAAUGAAAACCAAGCUUGACUUCAUGUUUCUCCCUUUGUACAAGUGAAUAUUACGUGCAUUAGUUUUAAUUAUCGCUUUAAUUCAAAUAGAACUCAUCGUGGAAUAUAUAUAACUAAUAUCAAAAGCAAUCUUAUCUAUUUACAAGGAAGAGAGUACCAUUAAGAUUAAAUUAUCUAGUAAUUACUCUGUAAGCCUGUACUCAUUAAAAUAAGUAAUUAAGAGCAAUUAACAGCAAUUAUGAUAAACAACUCUAUUUAUGUAUCAAUAUUUCAUUGUUUAUUUAUUAAGCUCUUGAUUUGUUGUUAUUCAUCUACAAGUGACGGAGGCACACUGCGUGAAUAAGUGAAAAUGGAUUUUUGUAUGUGUA
Messenger RNA from Limulus polyphemus (Atlantic horseshoe crab), 5441 nucleotides. RefSeq names its product proto-oncogene tyrosine-protein kinase receptor Ret-like. Gene Ontology annotation, biological process: positive regulation of kinase activity; protein phosphorylation; homophilic cell-cell adhesion. Gene Ontology annotation, cellular component: signaling receptor complex; plasma membrane; axon. NCBI's taxonomy places the organism in Eukaryota, Metazoa, Arthropoda, Merostomata, Xiphosura, Limulidae. Bases 147 to 3521 code for a protein of 1124 amino acids. The record is from RefSeq and is a predicted model, not a curated record. Gene Ontology annotation, molecular function: ATP binding; transmembrane receptor protein tyrosine kinase activity; calcium ion binding. The transcript is spliced from 22 exons.